AUGGGUAUUUGCGUGUGUGUCUAUCGGAAAUCCAGUGUGAAAUCGUUCGAACCAGAAGUCCAGCUACAGAAACACCACAAAAUCAGGCUCUGCAUGGUUGUGAGCCCGGCAAGUUUCCCUUACCUGCCCCGGAGUCCAGUAUUGGAUAAAGAUAUCCGCGUGUGGUCAAGCGACCGCCCAUCAUCACUAGAAAUGUUCGUCUUCGACGUAUUGUCAAGCCUGUCGUGGGGGAAAGUCAAUUGGGGGAGCACUGGAGAUUUCAUGGGUACUCCGCUCCAGGAACGCCAUCAGCCGUUGUAG
Cadophora gregata is the source of this 300-nucleotide messenger RNA. RefSeq lists its product as uncharacterized. Lineage: Eukaryota; Fungi; Ascomycota; Leotiomycetes; Helotiales; Ploettnerulaceae. Bases 1 to 300 code for a protein of 99 amino acids. The record is from RefSeq and is a predicted model, not a curated record. The transcript has a single exon.